Molecule: messenger RNA, 1899 nt
Organism: Asparagus officinalis (garden asparagus)
Lineage: Eukaryota; Viridiplantae; Streptophyta; Magnoliopsida; Asparagales; Asparagaceae
Product: sphingosine kinase 1-like
Exons: 11
Coding region: 53-1510 (485 amino acids)
Biological process (GO): sphingosine biosynthetic process
Cellular component (GO): membrane; cytoplasm; intracellular membrane-bounded organelle
Molecular function (GO): kinase activity
Source: RefSeq, a predicted model, not a curated record
UCUCUUCCCAUUUCUCCUCGUUAGCUCAAUCUGGUUUCCUGGAGCUCAGAAAAUGGCGGGAAAAUCAGAAACAAAAAAUGGAGCCCUAACGGGUCGGAUCCGGAUAAAUGGGUCGGAUUGCGAGGCGAGCCUAAGCCCGGGCGGGGUGCUGACGUGGCAGGGGGAAGGAGAGCGGAGCUUGGCGAUGGAACAGGAGGCGCUAGGGUUUGGGAUCGAGGAGGGGCGUCGAAUUAGGGUUAGGGGAUUCUCUGGAGAUAGGAAGAGGAGGAGGAAAGACUUCGUCUUGGAGAUGGAGAGUGAUGAGAUGGUGGGUUUGUGGAGCGAGAGGUUGAAGGAUUGCUUCGACUCUUUUGGUCGACCAAAGAGGUUGUUUGUUGUUCUUAACCCAUUUGGUGGAAAGAAAAAUGCACGAGAGAUUUUCCAGAAUGAAAUCAAACCCCUACUUACAGCUGCUGAUAUAAUCUAUACGUUGCAAGAAACCAGAUAUCAGCUUCAUGCUCAAGAAAUUGCAUAUAAACUGGAUAUUCUAAAAUAUGAUGGAAUCGUAUGCGUCAGUGGAGAUGGUGUGCUGGUGGAGGUAGUGAAUGGAUUGCUGCAAAGAGAAGAUUGGGACAGUGCAAUCAAGGUGCCUCUUGGAAUAAUUCCAGCAGGUACCGGAAAUGGCAUGGCAAAAUCACUUCUGGAUGCAGCUGGUGAAGCAUAUUCAAUCUCAAAUGCUGUAUUUUCAGUUCUCAGAGGACAUAAACGCGCACUGGAUGUUUCUACUGUCAUGCAGGGAGUGACUAAAUUUUUUAGUGUACUGAUGCUCACAUGGGGUUUUGUUGCAGAUGUGGAUAUUGGGUCUGAGAAAUAUAGGUGGAUGGGAAGUACUGCUCGGUUUCAAUUCUAUGCCCUUUUACGCAUAAUGAACUUGAGAAGAUAUCAUGGAUGUGUUCAGUUUGUUCCUGCUCCUGGCUAUGAAGAAUUUGGUGAACCUUUACAGCGCAAUUUUGACUCCAAAGCAUUUACUAGUGUACAAGAACAAGGUCAAGGGAACGGUGUUCUAAUUCAUCAUGGUGGCUACCAAGGCCCUUCCGUUUGUUUUGAUAGUCGUGAGUGGAGGUCUUUAGAUGGUCCAUUUAUUUCAGUUUGGCUUAACAAUGUCCCCUGGUCUGAUAAAGGCACAAUGCCUGCACCUCAAGCAAAGUUCUCAGAUGGCUACCUUGAUAUGGUUAUAACCAGGGACUGUCCAAAAUCAGCAUUGCUAGCAUUGAUGUUGCAGUUAGCUGAUGGAAGCCAUCUCAAAUCGCCAUAUGUUAUUUAUCUGAAGGUGAAGGCAUUCCAGUUAGAGCCAGGGCAGCGUGUCGGAAAUGCCAGUAAGGGGGGCAUCGUCGACUCAGAUGGGGAGGUUCUUGCGAGGGGAGAUGGAACCUAUGAGUGCCAUAAAAGAUAUGGUGAUCUUAUGAUGUAUGGCUCUCCAAUCGAGAUGUUUGUCGAUCAAGGUUUAGCCACCAUCUUUUCUCCCAGAUGAUUGGCUUCUUCCUCCUCCUCCUCCACUUCCCUUUUCUUACGAGGGAUGUCACUUGCCUAUGAUGGUAAUUAGCUUCUUUCCCCUGAUAACGUUGUGUGUAUUUAUAUGUAUUAUAUAUGUGUAGCCGUAUACCCUCCGGCCAAAUAAAGCAGACAUCACGUGUGCGUGCACGUGUUUCUAGAAAACUUGCAACACACACGUGUAUAUACACUAAGCAUAUAAUUUGUGCUUGGUAGUGAGGUGGUCCAUUGCUAUCCACUCCCUAAUCUAUGUGAAUGUGAUUCCUGAUUCGAAUGAGUGGAUGAGAAUGUGCCAUCUUACUACCAAGUAUAAAAACUUGUGAUUCGUACCAAGUUCAUUUAUAUUUAUCAAGUAUAAAAUUUAUGUUU